This is a messenger RNA of Sphenostylis stenocarpa, 1884 nucleotides long. The record is from the annotation of a GenBank genome assembly. NCBI's taxonomy places the organism in Eukaryota, Viridiplantae, Streptophyta, Magnoliopsida, Fabales, Fabaceae.
AUGGCGUCGGCGUCACCCCCUUCUCCGUCCCUCCUCCUCCUCCUCUUCGCCACCGCCAUCUCCCUCUCCUUUCAACUCUCCCCCGUCGUUCACUCCACCAACUCCGACUUCCACGCGCUAAUGUCGUUCAAAGCCGCUUCCGACCCUUCCAACACACUCGCCCAGUGGAACUCCACAACCUCAAACCCCUGCAACUGGUACGGUGUCUCCUGUCUCCGCAACCGCGUCUCUCGCCUCGUCCUCCAAGACCUCAACCUCACCGGCUCCAUCCUUCCGCUAACCUCCCUCACCCAACUUCGCAUCCUCAGCCUCAAACGCAACAGUUUCAGCGGCCCCAUUACCUCUCUCGCCAACCUCACCGCCCUCCGCCUCCUCUUCCUCUCCCACAACAACUUCUCCGGCCACCUCCCCGCCGCGCUCAUCUCCCUCUACCGCCUUGAUCUCUCCCACAACAGCCUCUCCGGCGAGAUUCCCACCACGCUCAACCUCUGGACCCACCUCCUCACUCUUCGCCUCGACCACAACCGCCUCCGCGGCCGCAUUCCCAGCACCAUCAACCUCUCUCAUCUCCAAGAUUUCAACGUCUCAAACAACCUCUUAUCGGGUGAAAUACCCGAGUCUCUCUCGGGUUUGCCAGGAUCCGCGUUUUCUCACAACCCCUCACUCUGCGGAGCUCCCUUGCGAGAAUGCAAAGGCAAAGCAAUCAUCCCAGCCCUGGCUUCGCCGUUGAAGCCGCAAAACGACACCGUUUUCUACAAACCCCGCGGGGGCGAGAGAAUGGGGGUGGUGGUCUUGAUCGGUUUCGUGGUGAGCGACGUGUUGGUGCUGGGUUUGGUGUCGGUGCUUCUCUACUGGUAUUUCUGGCGUAAGUACUCUGGUGCCACAGAAUUGAGAAACGAGGGGAAAGAGAACGGUGGUGGUGGAAUGGUGGUUUUGGAAGGGGGGAGAAGGUUUGAGUUGGAGGAGUUGUUGCGUGCGUCGGCGGAGAUGUUGGGGAAGGGGGCAUUUGGGAGUUCGUAUAAAGCGGUGGUUGAUGAUGGGAGUGUGGUGGCGGUGAAGAGGGUGACGGAGGUUAGUGUUGGAGGGAAGAAGGAGUUCCACGACAGAAUGCAAGAGCUUGGAAGGUUGAGACACUGCAAUCUUGUUAGUUUGAGGGCUUACUAUUUUUCCAAACAUCACAACUUCCUCGUCUCUGAUUUCAUGCCCAAUCAUAGCUUCUCAUCCCUUCUCCACGGUAAUAGAGGACCAGGGCGGAGCCCAGUGGAUUGGAGCACGAGGCUGAAGAUCGUAGCUGGAGCGGCACGAGGCGUGGCCUUCAUUCACAGUCAUAAACUAACCCACGGUAACAUCAAAUCCACCAACGUCCUUAUUGACGUCGCCGGCAACGGCCGCGUCGCCGAUUUCGGCCUCUCCAUCUUUGCUCCUGCCUCCGCUCUAAGCUCCAAUGGCUACCGCGCGCCGGAGCUAUCGGACCCUCGCAAGCAGACGCAGAUGUCUGACGUCUACUCCUUCGGCGUUCUAUUGAUGGAGAUGCUCACGGGGAAGUGUCCCUCCGCUGUGGACGGCGGGCACGAGGAGGCGGUGGACCUUCCUAGGUGGGUCCGGUCGGUGGUGAGAGAGGACUGGACGGCGGAGGUGUUCGAUCUAGAACUGCUGAGCUAUAAGGACAUUGAGGAGGAGAUGGUGGCGUUGCUGCAGAUAGCUAUGGCGUGCACUGCAGCCGCACCUGACCAACGGCCCAGGAUGAGCCACGUGGUGAAGAUGAUCGAGGAAUUGCGUGGAGUCCAGGUGUCACCGGGUCAUGACGCGUUGGACAUGGUGUCCGAGUCACUCUCCGUGGCUGAAGAUGCAGCAUGUACAGGUGGUGGACCAAGUGGAUUUUAG